Molecule: messenger RNA, 1200 nt
Organism: Sphenostylis stenocarpa
Lineage: Eukaryota; Viridiplantae; Streptophyta; Magnoliopsida; Fabales; Fabaceae
Source: the annotation of a GenBank genome assembly
AUGGCAUGCACGGGAUGCUUCUUUCCAUCAAAUCUACAACCCUCUCUUCUCACUAUCACUGUCCCAUCAAUCACUGGUGUCUCAACCCAUUCAUUCUCUUUCAUUUUUGUAAGGGCUUCUCAAAGAAAAUUCUUGAUCAAAGCUAUGUCCCCCACGUCUAUUUUAGGAAACAACAACGACGGCUCUGAAAGUGCUGCUGAGUUUAAUUGGGAUGAGCUUGGAUUUAGACUAAUCCCCACAGAUUAUAUGUAUGUCAUGAAAUGUGCAAAAGAAGAUAAGUUUUCACAAGGAUCACUGCUUCCGUAUGGUAACAUUGAGAUGAACCCUUCUGCUGGGAUAAUAAAUUAUGGACAGGGUCUCUUUGAGGGACUAAAGGCACAUAGAACUGAAGAUGGACGUAUACUUUUAUUUCGACCUGAUGAAAAUGGCCAACGUAUGAAGAGAGGAGCAGAUAGAAUGUGUAUGCCAUCCCCAUCUGUUGACCAGUUUGUUAAUGCUGUAAAACAAACAGUUCUUGCGAAUAAACGAUGGGUGCCUCCUCCAGGAAAAGGGUCACUAUAUAUUAGGCCCUUGCUCAUGGGAACAGGGCCAGUGUUAGGAUUGGGACCAGCACCAGAAUAUACAUUGCUUAUUUAUUGUUCUCCUGUUAGCAGCUACUUCAGGACUCCACUAAACUUAAAAGUCGAAGAUAAACUCUAUCGUGCAAUAUCUGGCAGUGGUGGAACUGGUGGUAUCAAAAGUGUCACCAAUUAUGCUCCUGUUUAUACCGCAACUACUGAUGCAAAAGCCAACGGCUUCUCCGACGUGUUGUUCUUGGAUUCAGCAACUGGAAAAUAUAUAGAGGAGGUCUCAUCAUGCAAUGUAUUUAUUGUCAAGGACAACAUUAUCUGCACUCCUCAUAUAGACGGAGCCAUUUUGCCUGGAAUCACACGAAAAUCCAUCAUUGAGAUUGCCAUAGACUUGGGUUAUGAGGUGAUGGAACGUGCCGUAUCAGUGGAGGAAAUGCUAGGUGCUGAUGAAAUGUUCUGCACAGGAACUGCUAUGAUUGUCAACUCAGUUGGAUCUGUAACUUACAAGGGAACAAGAGUGGAAUACAAUACAGGACCAGAAACUUUGUGCGCAAAACUCCGCGCAACACUUGUUGGAAUUCAGACAGGGUGUCUGGAGGACACAAAGUCAUGGACUGUCAAUGUUAAAUGA